CAAAAAACACAUUUAGACAGCUAAGAGUUCAUUGCAAAAGCCAAAGCUUUCUUUUGGUUGCCCCCAUAACAUAAAUCUUUCUGUCUUCACGUUACAACGUAAUAAAAAUUUCGACCACAAACUGACAAGAUCGUAUACUACACACGUAUCCAAACCGUAUAUUAUACGGUCUUCUCCUUCAUCUCUUACAAAACACAGACACAACGAAAACUCUUUCUUCCUCUCAGUCUCUCUCAAUGUUCCAUCUCAUUCUCCUCUGUUCUUUACUCUCACUAUUCCUCCUCCCGCCGGCAACCCUCGCCGCCGUGAGUGAUGACGAGUACCUGAAGCUUCCCUUACUACGUAAAUCACCGUUACCUUCUCCGACACAAGCUCUCGCUUUAGACACUCGCCGUCUCCAUUUCCUCUCUCUCCGCCGUAAACCCAUCCCAUUCGUCAAAUCCCCGGUAACCUCCGGAGCUUCUUCCGGGUCGGGUCAAUACUUCGUGGAUCUCCGAAUCGGGCAACCGCCUCAGUCCCUCCUCCUAAUCGCCGAUACAGGAAGCGAUCUCGUUUGGGUGAAAUGCUCCGCCUGCCGGAACUGCUCUCACCAUUCUCCGGCCACCGUCUUCUUCCCUCGCCACUCCUCCACAUUCUCUCCCACUCACUGCUACGACCCGCUUUGUCGACUCGUACCCGGACCCGUCCGUGCUCCGAAAUGUAACCACACACGGAUCCACUCCACGUGUCACUACGAGUACGCUUACGCGGACGGUUCAUUAACUUCAGGUUUAUUCGCUACCGAAACGACGACGUUGAAGACGAGCUCCGGUAGAGACGCGUAUCUGAAAAGCGUCGCUUUCGGAUGCGGGUUUCGGAUCGCGGGUCAAAGCGUCUCGGGUGCGAGUUUUAACGGAGCCCAUGGAGUAAUGGGCUUGGGCCGUGGGCCUAUUUCUUUCGCUUCUCAGUUGGGCCGUCGUUUCGGUAACAAGUUUUCUUAUUGUUUAAUGGAUUACACUCUCUCCCCACCCCCUACGAGUUACCUCAUAAUAGGAAACGGUAACGGCGUUAGAUCCAAGCUGUUAUUCACUCCGUUACUAACGAAUCCGUUCUCUCCUACGUUUUACUACGUCAGAUUGAAAUCAAUCUCCGUUAACGGCGUGAAGUUACAAAUCCACCCUUCCGUUUGGGAGAUCGACGGUUCAGGUAACGGCGGAACCGUCGUGGACUCCGGCACAACCCUCGCGUUUUUAGCCGAUCCGGCGUAUCGCCUCGUGGUGGCGAAUUUCAGACGGCGGAUCCGGCUGCCGAUCGCGGCGGCGCCGACUCCGGGGUUCGAUCUGUGCGUUAACGUCUCCGGCGUUGCGAAACCGGAGAAGUUCGUGCCGAGGUUGAAAUUGGAGUUCGCCGGCGGGGCGGUGUUCGUUCCGCCGCCGAGGAAUUACUUUAUCGAGACGGAGGAGAAUGUUCAGUGUCUGGCGAUUCAGGCGGUGAACCCUAAGGUUGGAUUCUCGGUGAUCGGGAAUUUGAUGCAGCAAGGGUUCUUGUUCGAGUUCGAUAGGGAUAGGUCGCGGCUGGGUUUUUCUCGUCGCGGUUGCGGUUUGCCGUGAUGAUUCGCCGGAAUAUGUUUCGAAGAUUCUUUUUUUUUAUAAUCGUUUUUUUUUUUUACUUUCUUUCUUUUUUCCCUUGGAAGUACGAGACUGGGAGACGGUUCACUGUUACCGAAAAUAGGAAUAAAAUAAUGUUUUUUUGGAGUUUGUAUUAUUUUCGGAUUGGGAAAUACAAUAUUAAAUGUAUCACCGCCAAAGAAAAAAAUGAGCAUAAUAAGAGUAAUUUUCAUUGUAAGGCAGAUUCGUGUUU
This is a messenger RNA of Eruca vesicaria subsp. sativa (arugula), 1839 nucleotides long. The record is from the annotation of a GenBank genome assembly. NCBI's taxonomy places the organism in Eukaryota, Viridiplantae, Streptophyta, Magnoliopsida, Brassicales, Brassicaceae.